AUGCUCAUUAAAGGGCGACUGUUUUACUGGCAUUCAAUAAAUGACGAAUUAGUAUUAGUCUAUGACUGCUAUAAUUCGUUGAUUCCAAAAGCAAAUAAAGAUUUACAGAGUCAAGCUGCAUUAUCACUGCUUGGGCAUUGUUAUUUUUACUUGCAAGAAUUUUUAUCAGCUGCUGAAUGCUACGAAAAACUGACCAAAUUAUAUCAAAACUGCGCAGAAUACAAACUUUAUUGGGCUCAGUGCCUUUAUAAUGCAUCGAAAUUUUCAGAAGCUCUCACAAUAGUCGCACAAAUUGAUAACCCUGAAUUAGCUGGGAAAGUUCUUAAGCUUGAAUCUGCAAUUAAAUAUCGUGAAGAAGAUAUUAUAAGUGCUCGAAUACUAGUGGAAAAGUAUGCCAUCGAUGAUUCUGAUAGCGAAAUCAAUUUUGCAUGUCUUGAUUAUAAGGAAGGAAAUUAUGCAGCAGCAUUAGAACGCUUCACAAACGCAACUCAAACUCACGGAUACCAACCAAGUUUAGCAUAUUCAAUAGCUUUAUGUCAUUAUCAAAUGCAUGAUUAUUCGCAGGCAUUAAAAUUUAUCACUGAUAUAAUUGAUCGAGGGAUAAAAGAUCAUCCUGAAUUAUCAAUUGGUAUGAUCACAGAAGGUAUGGAAGUGAGUUCCGUUGGAAAUACACUUCUUCUUCAUGAAACAGCUCUAGUUGAAGCAUUCAAUCUGAAAGCAGCAAUUGAGUACAAUUUGAAGAACUGCGAUGCAUUCCAUUCAGAUUCAUUAGCGUCAGAAGCGCUGACAGAUAUGCCACCGAGACUGGAGGAAGAGCUUGAUCCAAUUACUUUACACAAUCAAGCUUUAAUUAAUAUGGAUACCAAUCCUGCUGAUGGUUUCGCAAAGCUACAAUAUUUAUUGAUGCAAAACCCAUUUCCACCAGAAACAUUUGCUAAUUUACUUCUUCUGUACUGCAAGUUUGAAUAUUACGAUUUAGCAGCUGAUGUUUUGGCUGAAAAUGCUCACUUAACUUACAAAUACCUUUCUCAGUAUUUAUAUGACUAUUUUGACGCCAUAAUAACUCAACAAACAACGCCAAUGGACGCUUAUAAUAAAUUUGAAAUAAUUGCAAAUGAACAAGUCAACGAAUUGCGUAAAAUAACCAAACAACUACAAGAAUACCGUCAAGGCAAUGAUAAAAUGGCUGUUAAGAGAGCUGUUGAAGCCUACGAUAACACUAUGGCUAAGUAUGCAUUUUUAAUUAAAAAAAUUGUUUAUUGUCUGAAAAUUUUUAUCACUUUCACUGGCACGGGUAACUAUGAAUUUGGAAUAUCGCGCGUGAUUAAAGCAAUGGAACCAUAUGAUAAAAAUCUAAGCACAGACACAUGGUUUUAUUGUAAACGCUGCAUGAUAGCAACUAUUGAAAACUUGGCAAAACAUAUAAUUAGUAUCAGAGAUUCUGUACUGCAAGACUGUCUUCAAUUUUUGGAACAGUGCGAAAUUUAUGGCAGAAAUAUAUCAACAACAGUGGCCGGUCCCUUGAUGGCUAGUGAAUUACAAGUUGAACACGCUGUGAAUACAGUCACUUACGAAGCUCGUCUGCUGAAAGCAUUAAUUCUUGAAGUCAUCAAUAAUUAA
Molecule: messenger RNA, 1620 nt
Organism: Thelazia callipaeda (thelaziosis nematode)
Lineage: Eukaryota; Metazoa; Nematoda; Chromadorea; Rhabditida; Thelaziidae
Source: the annotation of a GenBank genome assembly